Messenger RNA from Drosophila pseudoobscura, 2054 nucleotides. It is a transcript of the gene Muc26B, whose product is annotated as Mucin 26B. Gene Ontology annotation, cellular component: extracellular region. Gene Ontology annotation, molecular function: chitin binding. NCBI's taxonomy places the organism in Eukaryota, Metazoa, Arthropoda, Insecta, Diptera, Drosophilidae. The record is from RefSeq and is a predicted model, not a curated record. The transcript is spliced from 2 exons. The coding region runs from base 97 to 1884 and encodes 595 amino acids.
GCCAGCGGCACUUGCGAAACAGUCAUUCCAGUACAGCACUUUGUACAGCAAGAAGAACAGAACCCGCACUCAAAAGGAAUAGCUGCCAAACUAAGAAUGAAGAGCACAUUCGUAAUUGCCUGUGCCGCCAUCCUGGUGGCCAGUAUCAGUGCCGCCAGCGUGCCGGCCGUGCCGACCGCCAUCAACAAUCAGCUGUAUCGUCGCUACGUCUGCGUCCACAAGUCGGACGGCUUCAGGGCUCUCGUGCCUGGAAGCUGCUCUCAGUACUACGAGUGCCAGGGAGGACAGGCGCUGGUAAGCACUUGCUCUCGUUUCUUCGACUCCAAGGUCCAGGGAUGUGUCAACUACAAUACCGGCUGCAUUGAAGUACAGCCUUCGGCGUUGGUCACGGACAACGCUGCUUCUGCUGUGCCCUGUACACCGACACCCUGUCCCACGACAACUCCCGAAGCACCCUGUGUAACCACCCCGUCUGCCCCAACAACCUCUUCCACAACAACAUGUUCAAGCACAACAACAACUUGUUCACCAACCACGCCAACGACAACAACUUGUUCACCAACCACGUCAACGACAACAACCUGUUCACCAACCACGUCAACGACAACAACUUGUUCACCAACCACGUCAACGACAACAACUUGUUCACCAACCACGUCAACGACAACAACCUGUUCAUCAACCACCUCAACAACAACAACCUGCUCAACAACCACCUCAACAACAACAACCUGUUCAACAACCACCUCGACAACAACAACCUGUUCACCAACCACCCCAACAACAACAACCUGCUCAACAACCACCUCAACAACAACAACUUGUUCAACAACCACCUCCACAACAACAACCCGUUCAACAACCACCUCCACAACAACAACCUGUUCAACAACCACCUCCACAACAACAACUUGUUCAACAACCACCUCAACAACAACAACUUGUUCAACAACCACCUCCACAACAACAACUUGUUCAACAACCACCUCAACCACAACAACCUGUUCAACAACCACCUCCACAACAACAACCUGUUCAACAACCACCUCCACAACAACAACUUGUUCAACAACCACCUCAACAACAACAACCUGUUCAACAACCACCUCAACCACAACAACCUGUUCAACAACCACCUCAACAACAACAACCUGUUCAACAACCACCUCAACCACAACAACCUGUUCAACAACCACCUCCACAACAACAACCUGUUCAACAACCACCUCCACAACAACAACCUGUUCAACAACCACCUCCACAACAACAACCUGUUCAACAACCACCUCCACAACAACAACUUGUUCAACAACCACCUCAACAACAACAACCUGUUCAACAACCACCUCCACAACAACAACCUGUUCAACAACCACCUCCACAACAACAACCUGUUCAACAACCACCUCCACAACAACAACCUGUUCAACAACCACCUCCACAACAACAACCUGUUCAACAACCACCUGUACACCAACACCCGAACCUUGUGAAGAGGUCACCACAACCUGUGUAGAGACUACCACACUCUGUGCAGAGACUACCACUGCAUGCAGCGGAGCCACCGCAGCCACCAAGGUCAAGCCCGCCUCCAUGCAAGUGAGACCACCCCGUCCUGUCCGUCCCGCGGGACCACUCGUUGAGGCCAUGCAGCAGCAGGCUACUCCCCAGGCUCAGGAGCUGAACAUCCUCACCUACACCAACUACGUGUGCCGCAACAAGCCCGACGGCUUCAUGAUGGCCUCCCUGAAGAGCUGCAACGAUUACUAUAUCUGCCGCUACGGAAAGCCUCUGCAGGUGAGCUGCGGCGACAAGUACUUCAACGCCCUGAAGGGCAUCUGCGAUCUGCCCGAGAACACGCGCUGCGUGCAGCCCCAGGCCUAGAGCUGGAGGAGACGAUUAUGAGACGAUAACGAUAACGAUCACGCUAGCCCAUAGCAAUCGACCAGCACCACCAGACCCCACCUUGAUAUACAAUGUCUAAUCGAUUCUAUCCAAGCCUUAAUUAUAAUCAAAUAUACGAGUAUGCAAAGCUACAAAAAUGUACAAAAAUA